Prunus armeniaca (apricot) is the source of this 258-nucleotide messenger RNA. Lineage: Eukaryota; Viridiplantae; Streptophyta; Magnoliopsida; Rosales; Rosaceae. The record is from the annotation of a GenBank genome assembly.
AUGUGUGAGCGUUCAAAGUCUUUGAUACCUGGUUUGCUGAGGAAGAUUGAUAGGGUGGAGAAGGAAAAUGCAAAGAUUCGAGCAAAGUCAAAAAUAUUGUGGGCUGCUAUGUUGCUUUCCUGGUUGGUGGACCCACCCCAGAAUUUCCCCUUAAACCGGGGCGGACCCCGUCUUGGUGCCGACAUCACACCGAUGCCGGGCCCACUUACUAAAAACCCAAGACAUCCUACCAAAAUUUUGGCAGAGUCUCCCCUGUAA